AUGCUGGAGAAACCUUUAUCAAGAAUUGGCAUACUGUCCACCAAAGGCACAGUGCUGCUACUGUGUGACACGCAGGAGAAGUUCAGACCCACUAUUUUCCAGUUUACAAACAUUGUGAGCAAUGCCGCAAGAUUGCUACAGGUAAGCGAAAUUUUAAGCAUCCCUCAGAUUUUAACUGAGCAUUACCCUAAAGGUUUGGGCACCACUGUUCCUGAGCUGGGGGCUGAGGGCUUGAAGCUACAUACAAAGACCAGUUUCUCCAUGAUGACGGAGAGUGUGGAGAGCUCACUCAAAAGCCUGGGAGACCCUCAGCAGGUCAUAUUAUGUGGCAUCGAGGCUCAAGCGUGCAUUGCGUGCACAACAUAUGAUCUCCUGGAGCGAGGCAUGGAGGUUCAUAUCGUAGCAGAUGCUGUCUCUUCUCGAAGUCAGACAGAUCGUCUUUUUGCACUGUCACGACUGAAGCAGAGUGGGGCGUUUCUCACCACUACAGAGGGAGUUUUAUUACAGCUAGUGCAGGAUGCCAAGCACCCCAACUUUAAAGAGAUCCAGAAGCUCUUGGCUCACCCCUCCCCUGAUACAGGCCUGCUGGCCUUCUUCAGCUCUCUGUAUAGGGCCAGUCACACACCACACCCUGCAGACAUAAUUACAUCAGUUACUAGAAAUCAGCACAAACCGCUUUCUGAACCUGUUAGAGUUAUGUGAGCGCUGUGCAUUAGUGUAUUUGAAUAAGAUAACAUCCAAAGAAACAGAUAUUUGACAUUUGAAAAUGUUUCAAAUGGUUCCACAAUUCAGAGUUUUUAGUAACGCUUCUGGUUCUGCAUGUAAACAUUACUUAAUGCAUUAUCUAACUAUGAGAAAAACAUUUGUUACAGAAAUUAUUUAUCAUGGUUAUUAAUGGUAUUUCAUAUAAAAACAACUUUCCAUUGCUAGUUAAUGUUAUAUAAUAUUAACCGAUACAACUUCAGAUUUUUAUAAUGUUUUAGAUAAUUUUAACAUUAACUAUGAUUAAUAAAUGCUUUAGAAGUAUUUUUAAUUUGUUAGUUCAUAGUAACUAAUGUUAAGAAAUGAAAACUCACUUUAUAAAUGUUAUCACAUUUAUUAAUCAAGCUUAAUUUUAUUUUAAUUUGAUUUUUUUAUUUUUCAUUAUUAUUUUAUGUUUGAUCAUAAAGAGUUAACAAUGUAUAUUUUAACAUACGACUUUAAUGU
Carassius carassius (crucian carp) is the source of this 1206-nucleotide messenger RNA. RefSeq names its product isochorismatase domain-containing protein 2-like. The record is from RefSeq and is a predicted model, not a curated record. Bases 1 to 702 code for a protein of 233 amino acids. NCBI's taxonomy places the organism in Eukaryota, Metazoa, Chordata, Actinopteri, Cypriniformes, Cyprinidae. Gene Ontology annotation, cellular component: cytoplasm. The transcript has 6 exons.